AUGGACAUCGACGACAUUCUCGCCUCCGUCGAUCGCGGACCAGGCGCAAGCCUCGAGUCCACAGCCCUCGACCACCAAUCCCUCACACGCUUCUGGGUCUCCGAACGCGCCGUCUCAGAAGUCCUCCCCUGGCCAACAGCCCUAAUGGACCGAAUGAUGGAUCGUGUCCGAAUGCAGAUUGAAACAAUCGAAGACAUCGCCGCCUCAUCAGCAGACGUCCCCCCACCAACAACCAACGCCCAAAACGCAAACCACAAUCCAAACCUAAACCUCCGCCUCUCAAUCCUACAAACAGACCUCGCCCGAACCCAAUAUAUAAUCCGCAGCCUGCUCCGUACCCGCCUAGCAAAACUCACAAAAUACAGCAUGCACUACCUUGUCAAACUCUCCUCCACAAACCAGAAUCUCUCGCAAUCGCAGUCGCAGUCGCAAUCGCAAUCACAGCCGACACCCGAAGACUCGGUGCCUGAUAUCUCGGCCAUAGCGUCCUUCGACCCGCUCUCCGAGAGCGAGGCGAGUUUUGUGCAUGCGCAUCAGAAAUUACUCGCCAGCCACUAUAGUGGGUCGUUUAUGGGGGCUUUUCCGCGGCAAUUGAGGAGGUUAGAUGAUAAUGCCGGUGGGACUAGUAUGAUUCAGGGGCCUGAGACGCGGGAGGUUGUUUUUGUGAGGUGUCUUGGUGCGGAGGUGCCUGUUCUAGUUGUGGGUGAGGGGGAGAUGGAGGAGGAUGUUGGGGUUACAAUGCGGAUGGGUGAUGUUUGGGUUGUGAGGUGGGAAGGGGUUAGGGCUGCUUGGUUGAAGGGGGAGGUUGAGUUAUUGUGA
Penicillium manginii is the source of this 819-nucleotide messenger RNA. It is a transcript of the gene sld5, whose product is annotated as putative GINS DNA replication complex subunit Sld5. The transcript has 2 exons. Lineage: Eukaryota; Fungi; Ascomycota; Eurotiomycetes; Eurotiales; Aspergillaceae. Gene Ontology annotation, cellular component: GINS complex. Gene Ontology annotation, biological process: DNA-templated DNA replication; double-strand break repair via break-induced replication. Bases 1 to 819 code for a protein of 272 amino acids. The record is from RefSeq and is a predicted model, not a curated record.